This is a messenger RNA of Limulus polyphemus (Atlantic horseshoe crab), 957 nucleotides long. Its product is annotated as intraflagellar transport protein 27 homolog. The record is from RefSeq and is a predicted model, not a curated record. Gene Ontology annotation, cellular component: Golgi apparatus. The transcript has 6 exons. Lineage: Eukaryota; Metazoa; Arthropoda; Merostomata; Xiphosura; Limulidae. Gene Ontology annotation, molecular function: GTPase activity; GTP binding. Bases 98 to 529 code for a protein of 143 amino acids.
CUAUAGCGCCACCUUUAUCAGCAGGUUUAAUAAUUAUGUACUGUUGCUUAGAAACUGUUAGUAAGGUUUAGUAAAUUAAGAAUUUCUGUUUGGGAAAAUGUCAAAUAUUCUUAGGUCAAAAUGCUUAGUCGUUGGAGACUCUGCUGUUGGGAAAACUGCUUUGAUUCAAGUAUUUAACAGUGACAAUACAUUUUAUCCUAAAAACUAUACAAUGACGUGUGGUGUAGACCUGGUUGUGAAAACUGUCAAUGUUCCAGACACGAAUGAUGUGGUGGAAUUGUACUUCUAUGAUUCAUCUGGAAAGGAGACUUACCUUGAUAUGAUGCAAAAGUUGUGGCAUAAUCCAUCCAUGUGGGCAUUAGUAUUUGAUGUUACCAAUGAAGAUUCUUUCAAUAAUAUGUCUUCAUGGUUACAAAAGCUACAAGAUCUAAAACCUGCCGUUCCACCAACAGAAAGACAUGACUGGAGUAGACGAACCCUUUUUUUACCUGGUAAACGAAUGGCACAAACUAUAUGUAGAACAAACUGAAAUUUUCAAAACAAUGUCUUAAUUUAUUUUUAAAAUCACAUUCUUUCAUUUGGUUCAUCAGUACUUGAAACUUGGAAUGUAGUGAAAUAAUUUUGAAUGAUUCUUGUUCACAACCUCUUUUGACACUUUUCAGAACUUAAAAUAGAUUUACUUUGAUAAGCUAUUGCAGAGGAAAUGUUUGAAGGUUGUUAAAACUAUUAUUCUAAAUAGAUUUAACAUCGUAAGCUCAUGUCGUGAUAAAAAUUAAAAACGAAGUAUGCUUAAAAGUUAGUAUUUUAUAAAAUAUUAAAAUCAUUACACUAUCUGAUGUAAGUUUAAUGUAAUAAUGACUCAUCACUACUCAUCAACUAGUCGUGUGUAUGAUUAAUCAAUAAUGUAUUUAAUUUUUAGACUGUAUAUUAUGUAAUGUUAUUUAUAUUUUUUCAAGC